ACUUGUUUUGAACAAGUUUCACCAGGUUUCUUGAGAUAUUUUCGUCACCCAUUUCGUUAAUUAUCACCCAUGAACGUUGUGGACAAUGCGAUGAGUAGAAACAUUUUCAAGUCCGGUCUUCCAUAUACAUCUGCAGUUGAGGCCACUGCAAAAGCGGAUAAAUUUGCCGCGAAAGAUGACCGGGAACUUCGGGCAAAGACCAAACAGGCGAUACUACAGGAACUAAAUGAGCAAUUACGUGUGAAGGCCGAAAAAAUCAAAUUGAAAACAAAGACUGGUUUGGAUGAAGGUGUGGUGUAUGAUGACAGCCAAACAGGAGGCGUAGGUCUGAGUGAUCAUCGGUUUUUAAUUUCUUCCCCAGGCCCAGAAAGUGAGAUGAGGUCAGACAGGGUGAUUACUAUCACCUCCCCACCCUCAAGAAUACCAGUUCUUCGCCUCAAACAGCCAGCACAUGUACCCCAAUCCAAACCAACCGGUGUUAAACAUUUGGCAAGGGAGCGGAGACGCCAACAGCGCCCUGCAACAUAUCGCCCAGGCUAUGAAUGGAAUAGAGGUGGGAGGCUGAAAGAACUAAGAAUUAGGAACCUUGCCAGAAAAUAUUUCUACAUUUGGAUGAGAAAUGCAUAUGGUAGAGUUAGACCUUCAGUCGUGAGGAAUCAUUACAGUCGUGCCUUACUACAGAAGACAUUCCAUGGUUGGUAUAGUGUGUAUUGGACUGAAAGAAAAGAAUGGAGACUAAUGGUUCGAGCAGAAUAUCAUGACAGGUAUUCAACAUGGAGAAAAGUUUGGUUGGCAUGGAAACACUUUGUCAUUAUCCAGAGGAUUAAAAAUGCUAAAAAGGACAUUGCAACCCAGCACGCUGAUAAGAAGGUUCUUGGUAGAGUAAUUGAAAGUUGGAGGACUUACGUCUUCACAAGACGAAAGAAGAAUGAUUUGUACGCCAUUGCUCGAAACAAAGCAUCCAACGCAUUAACAAAAUCUACUUGGCUAGAGUGGAGGUAUCAGUUGAAUAAGAAAUACAUGCAGUAUGAUGUGGAAAACUAUGCAUUACAACACUGGGCUACUGCCAUGGUAUUGAAGUCCUGGAAAAUAUGGAGAGAGAAAUUUAAUCUUCGAUACAAAGAUAAACAGAAAGAGAUAAAGGCAGUUGAGUUUUAUAAUGGGUCAUUGGUGUCAAGAUGUUUUUAUAAAGGUUGGAUUGAAUACAUUGUACAGAGAAGAAUUGAACACAAUGAAAGAGCAUUUGCUGAUAAGUUCUACCAUGAUAAGUUACUGGCCCACUGUCUUAGUCACUGGUUCAAUCGAUGGUACAGACAAAAACUGCUAACUGAAAGGGGUGAAAUGAUUGAAGAAGUUGCCAAGAAAAUACUAGCAAGAAAGAUGUGGAUCAGAUGGAUUCAAUAUGUUGAAUUAUGCAAAGAAAAAAGAGAAAAACAUGAAAUGGCUGACAAUCAUUGCAGAAAACGUUUAUUGAAAAUGUGUUUCACAGCAAUCCAGCUUUUCAAGAUUCAGAGAAAGUUGAAAGCAAUGAGGAAAGCUAUUUCACUGCAGUUGAAUCACAAACUGCAACAAAGAAGAGCGUGGAAUGUUUGGCUGAGCAGAUGUGAACAUAACGAGGAAUUAAGAUUAGUACCACAGUCUCGGAAAGCCAGGAAUUACUACAGGUCCAAAAUUCUGCAAGGUUGCAUACAACAAUGGUGGCAAUAUGUGCGAUGGAGAAGACAUAGACAGACACAGUACAGCAUUGCCGAUUCUCAUUACAUUGGUAAAACCUUACCAAGGUGUAUCUUCAACUGGAGAGUGUAUGUUCAGCUAAUGAAAGAAGAACACGAACAAGAUGAGAAAGCCAUCAAGUAUAGAAGGUCCAUUCUUCAUGCAAAGUAUUUCUAUGGUUGGUUGGGUAACUACCACACUAGUCAGGAUUACAGAAUGAUAGAAAGAAUGGCUAUCUUGCACUAUGACAGUGAAUUACUGAAGAGAAAGUUUAUGAAGUGGAAAGAAAGAACAAAUGAAAAGCUUCAUGAAAUGAAACAAGAGGAAAUUGCACAACAUCAUUAUCAAAAACAUCUUUGUAUGAAAUCAUUAAAAGACUGGAUUCUGUAUAAUAAAGAACUCAAGAAAAGCUACGAUCAUGAGAAGUGUGCCGUCAAACAUGACUAUGUUAAGAAGGUGUCGAGAUGCUGGUUGGCAUGGCAACAGUAUGUGGCGUAUCGUAAACAGAAAUACUUGAAAGUACUGACUGCUAAUAAUCACAAUAAUCAGAAACUGUUGAUGAGGGUUCUUACAGCAUGGAAGUUUUAUACAAAACAGUGUACAAAUACGAAACAGGUUGUAGAACAGAAGCUGGAAAACUAUAAUAUGCAACUGUCAAGGUGGGCAUUGUGGCAGUGGUAUGAAAAUGUCAAAGUUCAGAUAGAAGAUAAAGCCUCAGAAAACAAAGCAACCAAUCACUGGCAGAUCUCCCACAAAGCAAAGGUAUUCUCUGCAUGGCGUAAUUACACCAUGUCACAUAUCUGCAACAAACACUCUAAACAGCAAGAAGUUACAGAGGCAAGGGAAACUCUAGACAAAGUGAAAGUCAAGAGAGUGUUCUAUGCCUGGAUAAACACUCACAAGACUUCUAUAAGGAACAGGGAAUUACAAGAAAGAGCUGACAGACACUGGGAUAAUAAACUCUGUCAGAAAUCCUUCACAGCAUGGAUGUUGUAUAGGAAAUAUGCUAUCAGGAAACAUUUGCUGCGUAAACAGUGUAUGUGGUUACAUAACACUAGGAUUACUGCGACUUUUUUCAUAAAGUGGCGACAGCAGUAUCAUGAAGCCCAAGAAACCAACACAAAGAACACCAUGGCACUCUGGCAAUGGGCGUAUUCUGUAGAACGUAGAUGUCUACUAGCAUGGUUUUCGUAUACAUUGGAAAAGAAGCGUAAAGCGGAGCGUAUUUCCCAAGCAAUGGAUCAACGAAGGCAGAGAUUCCUAAGAAAGGGUGUGUCACAGUGGUUAAAGGUAGCCACUGAUAUAUCGGCAAAUAGAGCAACGUAUGCCGCAUCAGAACAAGCCAAGAUUGCGUACAGUACAAUGCAAGUCGUGUAUCGUUGCGCAAAUCACUGGAAAGAAUGGACAAAGCAAAGACAGCAACAAAGAGGUGGAGAACGCAAAGGAAUACUGUUACCACGGAGAAAGGUGGCUGAUUAUAUACCAACAAUCAUGACGUCAGAAUCACCAAUCAGAUCUUCAGUUCGGCAACCGCCACCUGCCGUGCAGCAACUGCCACAUGCCGUGCAUAUUGCUCAGAAGGUUAUGACUACAAAUCUUAAAAGUAGACCUAAACCAAGAAAACCAGACUUUCUUUUGGAGUCUUUACAAAAAGAAGGGCUUGUUGGGGAUAUCAGUUUUGAUGAUGGUAAUGCUGGUGCCCAUGUGGAUUUACAAACUGGGGAAAUUAAAAUUGAUCACAGACAACCAAAGUUUAGCGAUGAAAGCCAUCCUAGAUUUGAACCAAAACCAUUUACUAGCACCAUGGGAAAAUUGUAUCAUGAUAUCAGCUCAGUAUCGGGCAGUGAGACGUCGGAUGCGAUGGAGAAUGACGUUUCAACGAUAAAUGAUGCAUCGUCACCACAAAGAUUGGAGAUUCCUCCAAAGGUUGACAGCUUCAGAGAUGAUGUAGAAACAAUUCCAUCUGAAGAACCACAGGUUAUUGUGAAUGUACAUGAUAAAAUUCAGCCUGCAGUAUUAACAGAAACGCCGAGUACAGGUGCCAUGGAAACACAAUAUCCCAUAAUUCCAAUCACUGCUAUCAAUAUAACACCACCAAAAAGAGUGACUGAUGCAAACAAGAAGAUGUCCGCUAGUCCAAAGGAGAAGCCCAUUUUGCUUCCACCAUCAGCUUUCACUAUCCCUUUACAACAUGAUACAGACAUCCAUCAGCCACUCAGACAAGUUCCGGAAAUUUCAAAGGAGAUGAUUAGAAGCAGAGAGAGCAUUCUAAAAGAGAUAAUGGACAUCAAAGUACAGUUAGAGGAACACAAGAACAACACUGAAAAAAUAAAAGAUUUGCAGAAACAGAAGAAGCAGCUCUCUGAUUGGCUGGAAGAUCAACUGUCCGGUGUUAAUAUGAGUUUAAAUUUGCAAACUGAUGUAUCCCAAGUGAAAGAGGAAGUCAACAUGAUGCAGCUGGAGAUCAAUGAAUUAUCUCGUAAGAUUGCGGAAAAUAAAGACAACGUGAGGUCACUUGCCGACAAAGCAAAUUCUUUGGUGGCUCAAUUGCAGUGAAGUAUUGAAAGUAUAAUAAAUAAAUAAAUAAAUGAAGAAGAAUGGAAACAAAUUGUAAUAAUUAAUAUUUUACCAUUAUACAUGAAUAUAACCAAUAAAUUAUGUGUUGUACAUUGAUACCCCGGUACUUAACAAAACAUAAAUGUUUGUUAGAAAUAUUUAUGUACAGUAACAAUUUUACAUGAUACAUGUAUGUACAUAUCAGGUGGAAGGACAUCAUGUGCCACAUAUAAUAUAUAUAGUAGGUGAUGUUCUGUUGAAUUAAAAAAAAAUGUAUAUAUUGCCCUCUAGUGUUGAAUUAUCCUAUUACUUUGUUUAUCUGAAAUGGAAACAAGAAAAUAUUUGUUGAAUUGAAUUUUA
Molecule: messenger RNA, 4629 nt
Organism: Saccoglossus kowalevskii
Lineage: Eukaryota; Metazoa; Hemichordata; Enteropneusta; Harrimaniidae
Product: protein SFI1 homolog
Molecular function (GO): phosphatase binding
Source: RefSeq, a predicted model, not a curated record